GCACUUCCCUUGGAAGCCUUUGGGUUCCUGCUACUGGAAAUAGAAACCCGUGCCGGGUGCAGUGGGAAUGGGCUGCGGGAGAAUUCGAGCCGGAAGCUAGACCAAUUGGCACUCCAGCUGUAAGGAAGAAACUUCACUGGGGACAGCUGGAGAGGAGACGGAAGAGAAGCAUUCAAGGACGCACCAUCAUGGAUUCUUUGGCGGAAGCAAAUGGCACCUUUGCCAUAAGCCUUUUGAAAAUUCUGGGUGAAGACAGCUCGAAAAAUGUGUUUCUUUCACCUGUGAGCAUCUCCUCUGCCCUGGCCAUGGUCUUCUUGGGCGCAAAGGCAACCACUGCAGGCCAGAUGGCUCAGGCACUUUCUUUUAAUAAAUGUGGCGGUGAUGGGAGUGAUGUCCACCAGGGCUUCCAGUCGCUGCUUGAUGACAUCAACAGGACAGGCACGAACUACUUGCUGAGAACGGCCAACAGGCUCUUUGGGGAAAAGUCGUAUGACUUUCUCUCAUCUUUUAAAGAUUCCUGCUGUAAAUUCUACCAAGCAGAGAUGGAAGAGCUGGACUUCAGGCACGGGACAGAGGAGUCCAGGAGACACAUAAACUCCUGGGUGGCCAAGAAGACGGAAGAUAAAAUUAAGGAGGUCCUGUCUUCAGACGCAUUGGCUCCAAGCACAGUUCUGGUUCUUGUGAAUGCCAUCUACUUCAAAGGAAACUGGGACAGGCAGUUUGACAAAGCCAAAACCCAUGAGAGGCCAUUUAAAAUCAGCAAGAAUGAGGAGAAACCUGUGCAAAUGAUGUACAAGAAGGCUACUUUUCAAAUGACCUAUAUAGGAGAGAUCUUCACCAAGAUUCUGGUACUUCCCUAUGUCAACAGUGAGCUCAGCAUGAUCAUCAUGCUUCCGGAUGAGCACGUCGACUUGAAAACGGUGGAAAAGGAAAUUACGUAUGAGAAAUUCGUGGAAUGGACAAACCCAGACAAGAUGGACAAAGAAGAGGUGGAUGUUUACCUCCCUCGAUUUAAACUGGAGGAAAAUUACGACAUGAAGAAUGCCCUUUGCCGCAUGGGCAUGACCGAUGUCUUCGAGGGAGCCAAGGCAGACUUAUCUGGAAUGUCCUCUAGUGGAGACCUGGUUCUGUCCAAGGUCAUACACAAGUCCUUUGUGGAGGUCAAUGAAGAGGGCACGGAGGCUGCGGCUGCCACCGCAGCCAUUGCUAUGCUUCGGUGUGUGCGCUUCACCCCCUCCUUCUGUGCUGACCACCCCUUCCUCUUCUUCAUCCAGCACUGCAAGACCAGUACCAUUCUGUUCUGCGGCCGGGUUUCCUGUCCGUGAGGACAGGCCCACUUCGAGCAGCCCUCUUGCACCUCCUUUCCCUGCAACCUGCCCUUCCUUUUCCUCCACCAUGUGCCUGUGACCCAAGUGUCCUUAUCCAUGCAGCCAGACAGCUCAGAAAUAAAGCCCACCGUGGGAACCUUAUCCCA
Octodon degus (degu) is the source of this 1474-nucleotide messenger RNA. Its product is annotated as serpin B6. NCBI's taxonomy places the organism in Eukaryota, Metazoa, Chordata, Mammalia, Rodentia, Octodontidae. Gene Ontology annotation, cellular component: cytoplasm. The coding region runs from base 189 to 1325 and encodes 378 amino acids. The record is from RefSeq and is a predicted model, not a curated record. Gene Ontology annotation, molecular function: serine-type endopeptidase inhibitor activity. The transcript is spliced from 8 exons. Gene Ontology annotation, biological process: negative regulation of endopeptidase activity.